This is a messenger RNA of Meleagris gallopavo (turkey), 6323 nucleotides long. It is a transcript of the gene MRTFA, whose product is annotated as myocardin related transcription factor A. NCBI's taxonomy places the organism in Eukaryota, Metazoa, Chordata, Aves, Galliformes, Phasianidae. The record is from RefSeq and is a predicted model, not a curated record. Gene Ontology annotation, biological process: smooth muscle cell differentiation; positive regulation of transcription by RNA polymerase II. Gene Ontology annotation, molecular function: transcription coactivator activity. Gene Ontology annotation, cellular component: nucleus.
AAGUGAAGGAGUUUCUGCCUGAGCUUUGAGAUAGUAGGAAGACGAGUUUUGCCAAGAGGCUUGCUGAUUUUAAUCUUUAGAUGUUGGCUGUCAGGCUUUGUCUGUGCCUCGCAUACCUCUGUGUUCCUAUGCAAGCACAGUCUUGGAAUCCAACAGUAAACUGAUUUUUUUUUUCCACUCUCCUCGGUACAGUGACAGAAACCUGGUAGCAAGGGUUUUGUGGUUUGGUCUCUUGUGAGGAUUAAGCACCCCUUCCAUUAGCGGGGACGCCUCCUGUGCUGCAGAAUCGGCCUUCAGGUCAAGGGAUUUCCUCUAAUAUGUUGGAUAAAGCCAAGACACUCCAGCCUACCUAUGUCGGGAUUGUGCCGCUUGCAGAGACUGUGGCAAAGCAAGGGAAGAGCUUUUCAAGCACAUAUCAGGAUUCAUACCACAGCUUGCGAGAAGUGCUGCAGUUGAAGCUCCAGCAGCGACGCACACGGGAGGAGCUGGUGAGCCAAGGGAUCAUGCCGCCUCUGAAAAGUCCAGCUGCAUUUCACGAACAAAGAAGGAGUCUGGAACGGGCCAGGACAGAGGACUAUCUGAAACGGAAAAUCCGGUCCCGGCCAGAGAGAUCAGAGCUGGUUAGGAUGCACAUUCUGGAAGAGACCUCAGCUGAACCCUCCUUGCAGGCUAAGCAGCUGAAGCUAAAGAGAGCCAGGCUAGCAGAUGACCUCAAUGAGAAGAUAGCACAGAGGCCAGGUCCCAUGGAGCUGGUGGAGAAGAACAUCUUGCCUGUGGAAUCCAGCCUGAAGGAAGCUAUAAUAGUUGGACAGGUGAACUACCCAAAGGUUGCAGACAAUUCCUCCUUCGACGAGGACAGCAGUGAUGCCCUCUCCCCAGAACAGCCAGCCAGCCAUGAGUCCCAGGGGUCUGUCCCAUCGCCGAUGGACUCACGGAUUUGUGACCCUCUCCCUAGCACCACUGGCACAUCACUAGCUCAGGGUACAUCCCAAUUGCAGAUUAGUGCAGACUCCAAUGAAACACUUUUCCUUCCUGAACAGCCACCCCCGCCUCUGCCACCUCCACCUCUUCUGCCCCCCAGUCUUACCAAUGGAGCAGCUCUUCCUGCUGCCAAGCCCCCACCGACGCUCAUUAAGCAAAGCCAGCCCAAGUCUGCUAGUGAGAAGUCUCAGCGCAGUAAGAAAGCCAAGGAGCUGAAGCCGAAAGUCAAGAAGCUUAAAUAUCAUCAGUAUAUUCCCCCGGACCAAAAGCAGGACAAGGGAGCUCCUCCCAUGGAUUCAUCCUAUGCCAAAAUACUGCAGCAGCAGCAACUCUUUCUCCAGCUUCAGAUCCUCAACCAGCAGCAGCAGCAGCACUACAACUAUCAGACCAUCCUGCCAGCUCCACCAAAGCCUCCAGGAGAGCAGCAGACUGGUGCCAGUGCCCCAGCCGUACGCAGUCUCUCUGCUGCAGUCAAUAGCACAUCUUCGGUAUCUUCUGGUUCCGGUGGGCUGAUGCGACAAAACAGUAAUGCUGCAGUGGGCAAGCCAGGCCCUCUCCCUGCCAACCUGGAUGAGAUGAAGGUGGCAGAGCUGAAGCAAGAGCUGAAGCUGAGGGCCUUGCCUGUCUCGGGCACAAAGACGGAACUGAUUGAGCGGCUCAGAGCUUACCAAGAGCAGAACGGCGCAGCCGGCCAAACAGCCUCCACUCCCAAGCCCAGCACAGCAGCCAUUCUCCCCAAAGCUGCUGAGGUGGUGGUUGCUUUCCCAGCUGCCAGGCUGAGCACGGGGCCAGCCCUAGUCACCACUGGCAUCGCACCAGCGGAAGUAGUUGUGGCCACGGUCACUGGUGGCGGCGUGAUGAAGUUUGGCAGCACCGGCUCGACUCCACCUGUUUCUCCCACUCCUUCAGAACGCUCACAAAUGAGCACAGGGGAUGAGAAUUCAGCCACUGGGGACACCUUUGGAGAGAUGGUGACUUCGCCUCUGACCCAACUCACCCUGCAGGCGUCUCCAGUGCAGUUCCUGGUGAAGGAAGAGAGCUCCAAGUCUGCCUCCUGCAGCGUCAGCGCGGCACCCAGGUCGGAGCGGUGCAGCACAGGGAACAGCAGGGAUGCAGAAGUUAGGGACAAAGAUCAGAUGCUGCAGGAAAAGGACAAACAGAUUGAGGAGCUCACCCGCAUGCUGAAGCAGAAGCAGCAGUUGGUUGAGAUGCUCAGACUGCAGCUGGAGCAGGAGAAACGCGCUCAGCAGUCGCUACCAGCCCCGGCGGCUGUGGGAGAAGGAACAGCUCUCGCCUCCAAUCCCGUAGCGUUUGGUAUCCAGGUCAAGAGUGAAAAUGGUUUCCCGAGCUGCCAGUAUGCAAAGCAAUCCAGUGGCCAAACCGACCAAUUCAAUCCCACACCAACCUCUAGCCAAAUGGACACUUCGAACCCAAGCCCAGUGCCAAAGAAAGCCGUGAUGGUGAAGCAGGAGGUGCCAGCCACAGAAGCAGAGCCGCCGUGCCAGUCCCACAGCCCGCGGCUGUUCGUUGGCCAGCAAGGGAGCGACCUGAUCAAGGGCACUCCUCCCCCAACCCUCAUCACCGACUCCACAGGGACCCACAUCGUCCUCACCGUGACCAAGCAGAGCGCUGAGAGGCAGGGCCUCUCACCCCAGGGGAAGGCAGUGAGCAGCUGCCCGACCCCACAGAGAGUACAAUCAUCGCCCACUAAAACUUCCAGCCAACCGCAGUGUCAGCCACCUGCAAGCACUCCUCAGCAGCCCACACCACAGCAGCAGCAGCAGCAGCAGCCCAGAGGCCUGAACCAACCUGUCAGAAAGCCCUCAUCCCAGCCCAGCUCUCCUGCCGCCCCCUCCCCUUCCCAGAUGGACCUGGAGCAACAGCAGCAGCAGCAGCAGCAGCAGCAGCAGCAGAAGCAGCAGAAGCAGCAGCAUACGUCGCUUUUUGGACCUCCUCCACCACCUCUCCCUGUCCCCUCAGUCCCACUGAAAGAGCCACCGGGCUAUGAAGAGGCCAUGAAGCAGCAGCCAAAGACCCAGGAGAAUGGCUGUUCCAGCCAGCAGAUGGAUGACUUGUUUGACAUUCUCAUAGAAAGCGGAGAGAUUUCUGCUGACUUCAAGGAUCAGUCAUCCCCAGCUGGAAAAGAACCACCUGCAGCCCCGGCCUGCUCCUCACCGCCCAGCAGCCACCAUUCCUCAGAGCUGGCGGUGCCGGUGUCGCUGGGGCAGACGGUGCCCGUGGGGCGGCUGGAGGACUUCCUGGAGAGCAGCACCGGCCUCCCGCUGCUGACGGCAGGCCACGACGGGCCUGAGCCCCUGUCCUUGAUCGAUGACCUCCACAGUGAGAUGCUGAGCAGCUCGGCCAUCCUGGACCACCCGCCUUCACCCAUGGACACCUCGGAAUUGCACUUUGCUCACGAGCCGUCCGGGGGCAUAGCCUUGGAUCUGGCUGAGGCUAAUUUGGACAGCAUGGACUGGCUGGAGUUGCCAGGGGGAUCUGUCAUGAGCCUGGCCCCCCUCAGCACCACGGCUCCCAGCCUCUUUUCCACAGACUUCCUUGAUGGACAUGAUCUGCAGCUGCACUGGGAUUCGUGCUUGUAACUCUGUGAGCAGAGACUGAAGGGAAUGGGUGCGGGAGGGCACGGGCAUGCAGGGGGAAGAGGCCAGUCAACCAAAAGAAACCCCAGAAACAAAAGAAAAGAAAAAAAAAAGGAGCUCCUAGUAUCCAUACUCCUCUCCCCACAGUGUUCCUCCUCUAUGAAGCCAGCAGUAGCAGCAAAGGCAGACCCAUGGCUUAAACCACUGCCAGCAGAGCAGUGAGGUCAGGAGAAUGGCUGCAGCUCUGGGUCGAGAGCAGAGCUGGCAGCCCCGCUCCCUCCUGCAGGAUGUGGGCAUAGAGCUGCAGGUAACAAAUGCUUCCUGCAGCAAGACAGUGUGCGACCGGACCCCAGCCCUUCUGAAAGCAGUAUCCCACUCCUUGCUGGCAGAUCUGGGGCAUUAAGCUGCCCCAGUUAAUGGUUGCGGAAGGGGAUUAUUCUACCUCUGGAGCAGGGCACAGAGGAGGGAGCUGCCAGGAGGGCUGCCUGCUGCCCCUGUGCCAUCCGUCAGGGGUCACCUCUGCCACAGGGCUGUAAGGAACAGGCAGAACAGGCACCUUUUCCAAAUACAGCCAAAGGAAACCGGAGUUUCCCACCAACCUGGUACUCUCUGAGGUGGUUUCUUAAGUCCUGCUGAGCUUGGCAAAGGCUGCCCACUUGCUUCACUUGCUUUGGGCUGCAAAAAUAGACUUUUAAGGUGCUAAAAUCCAGGUUAGAUCUGUCCUCCACUGACCCAGGUCUCCAGCUCUGCCUGGAAUCAGCCUGCAGCCACUCUGUUCACUGCCCCCAAGCUGAGCAGGGCAUCAGCCCACUGUCCCGGGGAGUGCAGAGGGGCACAGCUGCCAUCAAGUAACAUAUCAUUAAGGGCCACGUGCAAUCUUUCUCCUGCCUUCAGCUGUGCUACUGCCUCCCUGCAGCAGGUGACCCAGGUGUAAAGAAGAGCUCCUCCCACCUCCAAAACUGCCCUCCAGCCCCAAGGAGGGAAGGAUGUCAGCCUCAGCAGCAAGGAAAGGGAAGAGGCACUGCUGAGAGGGUUUGUGCUAGCUCAGGAGUGCAACUGUGGGGGGCCCCUUUCUGAGGAGAACAGAUGGGCUUCUGUCUCUGCUUGCUGUGCCCACACCUCAGUGUUAAGAGGCAAACACAGCAAUCAGCUGUGGCCUGGUACCUCCAUUCCUGUACACUUGCAGCCCCACGGUACUCACUGUCAGGAACUGACCUGGCAGCUGGUUGAGCUCACACUUGCAGUGCAGCUGGGAGAAAGUCCUGCCUUCCUGAGCCUGAUCUGCUUGUCAGCUACAUGGGGAGCCACUUUCUUAAUCAUUUGUGGGGGAUGCCUGCUGACAGCUGCCUUUCUGCCCCCACUCCUUCUGUUGCCCAAGCCCCAGUCCCAUCAUAAAAACCAGUAACUGGGACUGGGGGACCACCCCUGCCCUUUCCCUCCACUCUUGCCUUCCUCACUUCUCAUUUCUCAGGCCCAGCACGAUUUUGGUGGUUGGGCGUUGUGUGUACUGGGAAGCAGGAACCUGGCACAGGGGAGCAGAGGCAGGAGCACAUUAGAAAUCAUGUUGCAGAGCUCUCGCAGCACGGGCCCUGACUCUGCUUUGAGAUAUGAGCAAGGACAGUAUUAGAGCCCCCCCAGGACAGCUGACUGGCCAUGGGACCACAUGGCACAGGAGGCAGACAGCAUAGGAGAAAAGUAUGGCAGGGGAGCAGGGAGGGGGCAGGAAGAUCUUUCCUCCAUGAAGUAUUUCACAUGUUAAGGAGGAAAAAUGAGGCUGCCUUUUCCUCAAACUCAAGCAAAAUCAGCUGCUUUUAGCCUUCAGAGAGUAGCAGCUCCCUCAAAAAGAAACACCUGCGUGAUUUCUUUGGUACAAAUAAUCACGAAGUGGCAACCAGCAAAUAAAGAAUGAAAGUAUCCAAGUGCAAUUUGCUCCUACAGAAGGUGGGAGCAUUCCACCUGCACCCCAGGCCUGACUCAGCUAUGGAUCUUUGUGCUGGGCCGGGGCCCCCAGUCCUUGCUGGCAGAGCUGCCAGCGCCCCUUACUGGUUUCACCCUUCCCCUGGGUGAGUGGCAAAAGGCUCAGUUCCUAUGCACUGCUGUUCGCCUUUGCUUACCCUCCUCCCCUUGCAAAAGCUGUAGGAAUACAUUACAUUGGCCCAAUGUACUUGAAACCAGCUGAGGAACGCAGCGAGCCUGCCAGGGCCCUCUGCACAAAGGGCUUCUGCCAGCACAGCAGCGAUAACCUGGUAGCUAAGGGCAGUGGAACGGGGCGUCUCAUCCCAGAAAAUAGAGGUCUUUUCCCCAAGAUGUGCCCAGAGCAGGCUAGCCCAGUUCUCUGCUUUCUUACUAUUAUUUGUUUGAAUAAUAGUUCAAUAGUUCUUUGUUGGAAGAGGUAUUCCCCUGGACAUACAUUUCUGCACCCACUGGGAGAAACAAAAAGUCUGAUGUUCUGCCUCUACCUUGAAUGUAAUCCUGAAUCUUUCUGCUGUAACCACUACUUGUUUGUAACGUGUAUUUGACUAGCACGAACUCUCCCUUCCACUAUGCAGCAAACGGCGAGGGGUGAUCGGCACCGUCUGAGACGGAUGGUGUUGGGGUGUCGGAUCCAGAGCGAGUAUUCAACUGGAAAAGGAUAAGAGUGACAAGUUAAUGGGGGAGAGAAUGGAUCUUUAAAUUGAAUUAUUUUUUCAGUUACAAAUAUUUGAAAGAAAAAAAAAACAUUUUAUUAAAAAAAUUCCAAACGGC